Thermothelomyces thermophilus ATCC 42464 is the source of this 1995-nucleotide messenger RNA. RefSeq lists its product as uncharacterized. Gene Ontology annotation, cellular component: mitochondrion. Gene Ontology annotation, molecular function: protein-arginine omega-N symmetric methyltransferase activity. The record is from RefSeq and is a predicted model, not a curated record. Gene Ontology annotation, biological process: mitochondrial respiratory chain complex I assembly. NCBI's taxonomy places the organism in Eukaryota, Fungi, Ascomycota, Sordariomycetes, Sordariales, Chaetomiaceae. Bases 442 to 1800 code for a protein of 452 amino acids. The transcript has 4 exons.
AUUCGGAAAGUUGUUGAAGUUCGACCCUGAGCUCUGCCUAUGUUAGGUACAUACACCUCCAUAUAAAUGGGGGAAACCUCGCUUCCGUCCUUCAAGACAAUGCACACAUAAUACGGGGCCCCCGUACUGUCCGAUAUGAGGCCGAUGCCGUUUCGAGCGCUGAGAAACGCGCGAUGCGGCGCAUUUCAGUCGAUACUCGCCGCCGAGAGAAGCGCUCUUGGCUCGCUGCACAUUACAGUAAACGCAGCUCGGAGCAACAGGUCGAUUUUGCAACGGAGCCUGCGGCCUGCGUCACGCCAUUUUUCUGCCGCUGCGAGCCUGCGGAACGAGAGGCAAAAUGAGGACAAUGUAGACGACCGGGGAAGGAAAUGGUCAACUCCCCUGGCUAAGCAGUUGGGCGAAGCAAUCGAGGCAACCGGCCCUGUGCCCCUGGCCAGCUACAUGCGCAUGUGUCUAACCUCCGAUCUUGGCGGUUACUACACAGGUGCUCUCGAAGAGGGCCGCGACCAGUUCGGUCUCAAGGGUGACUUCGUGACCUCCCCGGAGAUCUCCCAGGUCUUUGGCGAGCUAUGCGGCAUCUGGUACGUGGCCGAGUGGAUUGCCCAGGGCCGCCAGAGCAAGGGCGUGGAGCUGAUCGAGGUCGGACCCGGUCGCGGCACCCUGAUGGACGACAUGUUGCGGACCAUUCAGCGGUUUCCCGCCAUGGCAAGCAGCAUCGACGCCGUCUACAUGGUUGAGGCCAGCCCGGAGCUCAGAGUAGCACAGAAGAACCUACUCUGCGGCGAGGACGCCCCAAUGACCGAAUCUAAGGCCGGCUACCAUAGCGUGUGCAAGUACAACGCUCUGCCGAUUGUCUGGACCGAGACCAUCAAGUCUAUCCCUAUCGCCCCGGAGAAGAUGCCCUUCAUCAUGGCCCAUGAGUUCUUCGAUGCCCUCCCCAUCCACGCCUUCGAACUCGUCUAUGUCCCCGCAACUCAAACCGCAACCCCCUCCCCCACCGACACGGCCGCCCCAUCGACCAAAACCUCCCACCCGACCCUCCAAUGGCGCGAGAUGCUCGUCUCCCCGACACCCCCCGGCUCGACCCACGAGAGCCUCCACACGCCCGCCUCCCAGUCCCGCGACACCCCGCCCCCAGACUUCCAACUGACCCUGGCCAAGGCGCCCACCCGGCACUCCCUGUACCUGCCCGAGCUCUCGCCGCGCUACCGCGCGCUCAAGACGACGGUCGGCGCCGGCGCCCUGCUCGAGAUCUGCCCGGACGCCUCGCUCUACGCCGCCGACUUCGCCGCCCGCAUCGGCGGCUCCCCGCAGCACCCGAAGCCCAAGCCGUCGGGCGCGGCCCUGAUCCUCGACUACGGGCCCGGCGACGGCACCGUGCCGACCAACUCGCUGCGCGGCAUCCGCCGCCACCGCCGCGUCAGCCCCUUCGCCGAGCCCGGCCUGACCGACCUGUCCGCCGACGUCGACUUUGCCGCCCUCGCCGAGUCGGCCACGCGCGCCAGCGAGGGCGUCGAGGUGCACGGCCCCGUCUCCCAGGCCGACUUCCUCGAGUGGAUGGGCAUUCGCGCGCGCGUCGACAUGCUGGUCCGGGCGAUCAAGGAGGCGCCGGGCGGGGGCGGCGCUGCCGCCGCCGCCAUCGACAAGGACAAGAGGGUGGAGGACGUCCGGAAGGCCCAGGCCCGGCUGGUGGAUCGCGGGCCGGGCGGGAUGGGCAAGGUCUACAAGGCGCUGGCGAUCGUGCCCGAGAACGAGGGCAGGCGAAGACCGGUUGGGUUCGGCGGCGAUGUUGUUGUUUAAGUAAGAUGGGGUACUGGCUGUGCCCGAGUGUAUGAUAAAAAAGGUUGCCUAGUGAGACAGACGGGUUGACUGUCCUUGCGAUUUGCUUUAUUUAACGUUUAUCGAACCGUACAUGUACAAUAAAGCUGCGCAUAAAGAACGGGAACGAAAGAAAGAGGUAAUAAAAAAUGAAAAAGAAAAAAAGUAGAGUGCGUG